AUGGCUUCAUUCGCAGCCUCUGUCCCGCAGCGCAGCGCGCCGACUCGCGAGGAGCUGUGCAGGCUGUUUGUGGGCAAGACAGUGGGCGAGGUGCCCAAGCCGGCGGCCAUCAUGGACGUCGCCGUGGCCCGGCGCAACUGCGCGGCCGUCGACAAGGCCGUGGCUGCGCUGGGCGUGGGCUUCCGCGCACACAUCAAGACUCACAAGACUACAGAGCUCACCCGCCUGCAGGUGCAGAACCUCGGCCCCUCGCAGCCCAUCAACCUCGUCGCCUCGACGCUGGCCGAGAUUGAGCACCUGGUGCCCCUCAUCGCCGAGUACGCGUCUGCCGGCCGCAGCGUCAACAUCCUCUACGGAAUUCCCCUCCCGCCCUCGCAGGUCAGCCGCCUCGCCCACAUCGCCCGGCGCAUCGGCGUCCCGGGCUCCAUCUCGGUCCUCGUCGACCACCCGGCCCAGCUCGAGCCCCUCGCCACCACCUUCCACGACACGGCCGGCUUCCCAGUAAAGGUCUUUAUCAAGGUCGACACGGGCUACCACCGCGCCGGCCUGCCCCCCGCGGCGCUCAACAAGGGUGGCCUCAUUGACAGGAUCGCCCAGCUCAACACCAAGGUCGAGUUUCUGGGUCUUUACUCGCACAGCAGCCUCAGCUACAACGGAAACACCCCGCGGGACGCCAUGGACGCCCUCGCGGGGGAGAUUGACGGCUGCAUGCAGGCCCUGCGCGACUGCGGCGCCGCGUUUGCCUCCCUGGCCGCCACCACCACGAGCCAGAAGCAACAGAGACAACUGGUCAUCAGCGUCGGCGCCUCCCCGCAGAUCAUCUCCGUGGGCAACCUGCUCUCGUCGUCGUCGUCCUCAUCGUCAUCCUCGGCGGCGGACAGCGACAGCGCAAACCUCCGCAGAUCCAUCGCCGCCGUCUCGUCAUCGCCAUCGUCAUCAACAGACAGCAGCAGCUCCUUUACCACGACCCUCGAGCUCCACGCGGGCGUCUACGCGGUCCGCGACAUCCAGCAGCUCGCCACCAACGCCGUGCCUCCUUCUUCGUCGCCUUCGUCUGGUACCGCAUCCGAGACAACAUCAAGCACGACAGCCACCACCACCACCACUGCAGAGCUGUACCACAUCGACGAGCCCGAGGCCCACGUCGCCUUCAGCGUCGCGGCAGAGGUGUGCAGCGUGUACAACGACCAUGAGCGCGCCGAGCCCGAGGCCCUCAUCGCCGUCGGCGUUCUGGGCUUGGGCAGGGAGCCGUGCAAGAUGUACCCCGGCUGGGGCAUCCUGGGCACCCAGGGCGUGGACGGCAGCGGCAGCGGCGGCAGGAGGAUCAUGAUUAGCAGGAUCAGCCAGGAGCACGGGAUCGCGGCGUGGUUGCCACCUACAAGUGAGGCAGGGGCGGGAAGGGGCGCCCGUGGUGAAGAACAUGUCCUCCCGCCACUGCCGCUCGAGGUCGGCCAGGUCGUCCGCGUGUAUCCGAACCACGCGUGCAUCACGGGCGCCAUGUACGGGUGGUACCUGGUCGUUGACUCGGACGAAAAGGAUCCAGGGGCCGGGGAGGUGGUCCGGGAUGUGUGGGUGCGUGCUUCGGGAUGGUAG
This is a messenger RNA of Microdochium trichocladiopsis, 1593 nucleotides long. RefSeq names its product putative serine dehydratase domain-containing protein. Gene Ontology annotation, molecular function: D-serine ammonia-lyase activity. Gene Ontology annotation, biological process: D-serine catabolic process. Lineage: Eukaryota; Fungi; Ascomycota; Sordariomycetes; Xylariales; Microdochiaceae. The coding region runs from base 1 to 1593 and encodes 530 amino acids. The transcript is spliced from 2 exons. The record is from RefSeq and is a predicted model, not a curated record.